Molecule: messenger RNA, 939 nt
Organism: Fonsecaea erecta
Lineage: Eukaryota; Fungi; Ascomycota; Eurotiomycetes; Chaetothyriales; Herpotrichiellaceae
Exons: 1
Coding region: 1-939 (312 amino acids)
Biological process (GO): mitotic DNA replication checkpoint signaling; mitotic DNA damage checkpoint signaling; nuclear DNA replication
Cellular component (GO): spliceosomal complex; nucleus
Molecular function (GO): zinc ion binding; nucleic acid binding
Source: RefSeq, a predicted model, not a curated record
AUGGCCGACGUCCGAGCCCUCCUUGCUGCAGAGCGGCAGGCUCGCCGAAUCACGCACCCUCACCUCACCUACACUAAAUCAGGUAUGCUGAUCUGUACUGUCUGCAACCUGAACGUCAAAUCCGAGGCCCUCUGGGAAGGCCACCUCAAGAGCGCAAACCACCGACGGAACGCCGCUCAGGCCGCUGCACAGGAGAACGCCAAUGUAAACAUCGGGACAAACGCAGGCAAGGGAGUCAAGAGAAAGAUUGAAGAUGUCGAAGACGACGACGACGAUGCACCACGAGAACGAGAUCUAGCGGAGAUCGACGCGAGAAAAAAGCCGAAGUCACGGCCAGAGAGCAUUAAUGUGGUGGGGGACAAAGGAGAGGGCAGUAUACACGCACAAGUGCUGCCUCCGCAGAAUGAAGAUCACGACGGGGCGGCAAAACAGUCGACACCAAUUGCGUCAGCAACGGAGAGUGCACCUCCGACAAACGGCUCUACACAACCACCUGCAGUGGAUGAAGACGAGUGGGCGGCCUUUGAGCGUGAGGUUGCACCACUGGCCACAGCGCAGCCGGACUACGCCUCGGCCGCAACGAUUGUCGCAGCACCCGUCACAACAGCCCAGCUCCAAGCCCAGGAAGAAGAAGACAAACGGCGGAAGUUGGAGACAGAAGCAGAUGACGAGAAGGAAGAUGAAGAGAGAAGGAUCGAAGAGGAAUUCGAUGUGAUGGAGGAAAUGGAGGAACGAGUGCGAAAACUUCGAGAAAAGAGGGACGCACUGAGAAGCGGCAUAAAGGCAGGAACGGAUAUGGGGCAGGACAUUAAAUCGAUAUCUGCUGAUACUGCUGGGCAGGAUGCAGCGGACAGCCGUGCUGGAACACUACACGGCACGGGCGAAGAAGAGGAUGAGAAGGAGGAGGAGGAAGAGGAAGAAGACGAGUGGUAUUCGUGA